AGCUCAAGAGUAGUAUUUAAGGCUGCCCCUCACCUUCAGUUCUUCACAGUGCUCCUGUCAACACACUUGGCUUUCUUUGACACUAGCUUAUUACUCUUUAUAUCAUCUUCACCACAACCACCAAGACUUCUUCCAGCUCCGGUGUCAUCUUGACUAAAGAAGAAACCAACAAUGUCCGGCAUCAUCAAAGUGUUUCUGCUCCUGGGCGCCAUGGUCUGCCUCUCCAGAGCCCAAUUGAAUGAACCAGGACAGCAGUGUCUGUGUCAGCGUGUCAGGAACAAACUUGACAAGUCUGAAAUAAAGGACAUCCAGAUCUACCCGGCAACCAUCUUCUGUAACAAAGUGGAGAUUGUUGUCACCGCCGGCAGAGGCCUUCGCUAUUGCCUAAACCCCGAGCUGAAAGCAGUGAAAAGACUCCUGGCUAACAUCAUAAAGAGCAAGAAAGUCUCCACCACAGUUGGACCCUCUUCCACCCCAGGCAGCACCAACACAGCUCACAACUGAUCUCUUUAACUCGUGGAUGAACAAGAAGCUUGUAUGACCUCUGACCCCUCCCACCUUUGAUGAAUGUAGACGUAGAAUGAGUGAAACUUUUUGUCUAUUUAUCUUCUAUUUAUACUGACGUGCACUUACAGUAUAUCUCCGUUCUAUCUUAUUUCCUCUGAUUUUUGUUUGUAAAUAGGUUUAUGUGUUAUAGUCUAUACCAAGUUAGUCUGUAUUUUGAUAACUUCAGUUUUUUUAAUAAAAAAGAAAAAUCAAUAGA
Messenger RNA from Lates calcarifer (barramundi perch), 763 nucleotides. RefSeq names its product C-X-C motif chemokine 10. The record is from RefSeq and is a predicted model, not a curated record. Gene Ontology annotation, cellular component: extracellular region. The transcript is spliced from 4 exons. Gene Ontology annotation, biological process: inflammatory response; neutrophil chemotaxis; cellular response to lipopolysaccharide. Bases 172 to 504 code for a protein of 110 amino acids. NCBI's taxonomy places the organism in Eukaryota, Metazoa, Chordata, Actinopteri, Centropomidae. Gene Ontology annotation, molecular function: chemokine activity; CXCR chemokine receptor binding.